Kickxella alabastrina is the source of this 3594-nucleotide messenger RNA. RefSeq lists its product as uncharacterized. The transcript is spliced from 2 exons. The record is from RefSeq and is a predicted model, not a curated record. Lineage: Eukaryota; Fungi; Kickxellomycota; Kickxellomycetes; Kickxellales; Kickxellaceae. The coding region runs from base 459 to 3440 and encodes 993 amino acids.
CGUCCAUUCCUCCACACAACAAAAUUUUUUCAAAGGUCCCUGUCAUCUUUUCAAUUUUUCCACCCCUUAUUUACAUUUUUCUAAUUGCUAGUCAACGACACGAAUAAUAUGCUUUAAACUUUCAUUUUUGUUUCAGCUUUAAUAAUUUCAUUCACACUUUCAAAAAAAGGCAUCAUUAUCCCAAGUCAAUUAUUAUUUAUUUUCAUUUACAACCCAUCUUUUUCUUUUCACCUUUUUUUACUAUCGUUGCAGUUUAUUUAUUAAAAAAGCAUUUUUCAUCUUUCUCCAUUAUUAUUACUGUUUGCUUGUACUCUUCUUUUUCCACCCUCUGUUUUUCCUUCGCGUGAGGUUAUCUACAUAAAGAGGUUACUUUUCAAUCUUUUAUUUUCUUCCUAUUGCAUACGCAUCUUUCUUUUCUCCUUUUUUAUUUACAUUAACACCACACAACAAAAAAACAAAUGUCUGCUUCGGUUGAAGAGAGCUGGGUGGUAGUCGACAAGACGUCAGGCGGAUCUUUGCGGGCAAAGGCCAGCCAUGAGUCGCUAUACCUCAGCGACAACGAAGGCACAACCACGACGAAGCCGCGCGUGCACAUAAAGGCAUCCACUAGCGACAAGCCCGCAAGCGACCAACACGCCCCCGAUACAGCCUCAGGUGGAGGAGCGACCCUGGCGCCGGAGCUUCUUGAAUGGCUCAGUAACGCAGCCAAUGAGUCCUCAUCCGCCCUGCCGCUUUCCAACAACCGCGACUCGUCGGUUUCCGGGAGGUCGUACCGGACUAAUAGCAGUUCGGCCGGGAGCCAGCAGCGUAAGCCACGUCGGUCCAGCGUACAUGCCACUACGGAGGUUUCCGCUGGGGUGGCUGCUGGUGGCAGCAGGAAUAGCGCGCAGAGCUUUGAUGGGUUUGAUCAGUUUAACGAAGGCAUGUUUGUCGUCAAGGUCUUGGAGGUUAGACAGGUCGGCGCCACAAAACCUAUGAAUCUGCAGUGUGUUGCGCAAAUUGGCGAGGAGCGGUUUGUCAUUCCGCCCGUGACCAGCAAGCCCAAAAACUACAACACCUGGUCAUCCAAGAUGGACGACACAUUUGUGUUCGACGUCAGCCGGCAAUUCACCUUCAACCUCGGUGUCUACGGCACGCAGCCGCACCAGCCGCGUAAUCGCACGACAGCAGGAGCCAUUAGCAGCCGUGUCUCCAUGGUUUCGCGUCGCCACCUCGGGCGCAGCACAGUGGCCAGUGACUCCAACCCCUCAUUGAUGUCCAAUAGUUCGACGCGCACGUCGGCGAAGAUCAAGGCUGGAUUCCGCAAGAUCUUCCGCAACAAGAAUGGCACAGACACUCCCCCAAUGAACCCGGUUGGUGGCGCUGCUGAGGCCGCGUACAUGGGGUAUGCCGCACAGGCACCUGUGCCGACGACGGUUGCGAGUAACCGGAAUAGCAUUAUGCCUGCUUGCGAUGAUCCGGCGCUAAUCGUCAACAAUGACUGCGUGCAGACUGAGGAGACCACAGAUGAGAUGGGCAGGUCGAUUGAGGUGCAGAAGUACAGGGCGUCGGUUAUCGACCCGCUCGGGGACCAGUGCAUUCUGAGCAUGGGCGCAGGCAUCUCGAACUCCAACCUCCAGCAGCAGGGCAGCUUCCCCGACGCUAUUCCCAGCCAUAUGCACCAUCCGGCGCUGGCGCGUCUCUCCACAUACCUGCCGCGCGGCCGCGCCGGCACCACGACAUCUGCGCAUGAGAUUAACUACAACGGGCCGCGGCUCCGCGCCUUCUCCAAUGCCUCAACCAUCAGCUCGACACCGCAGCCCCUGGGCGAGCUCUACCUGGACUUCAAAGUCGACCGGCGUGAAAAGCGCCGCGCCACUUUCACCCUCCCGGUAGUCAACCAGGACCAAGUGGCGAUGCGCGGCGGGUCGCAUGUCGAAAUGAUGGUUGUGCUGGAAUACGGCAUCAUUGUACAUGAGACUUGCGACGAGCGCAUGGCGCGGAUGAAGCGCGAGCAGCAGCGCGAGGAGGCCGACCGCCAGCAGAUGGCGCAGCAGAUGGUGCAGCAGCAGUGGGUCAAGGUAGACGAGCAGGAUAAGCUUCCACGGAUGCGCGGAUACCUCAGUGUCUUCACCCGCAGCGGUCAAUUCUCUACAUGGAAGCGCUACUGGGGUGUUCUUAGCAGCGCCCGUGUGUUAUUCUACGAGUCCGAGAGUGAUGAGAAGAAGGGUGUGCAGCCGGUGGCUAAGGUGUCCUUGAUUCACUUGUAUGAUUCUGGUGUGCCGGAGAGCGACUUGGUGAAUAUUGGCCCAACUGGGAUUGAACUGCGGUUGUCGCCGCUCGCUAUGACUGAUCGUCAUCGCCGCCAGAGCACUUUCCCGCGCAAGUCCUUGGGCGCCACAGCUGCUGCUAACCAGAGGCGCGCCCAUGCGGCCGCUGCCAUUGAUUCUAUGCCUGUCCCAGGCAUGCGUAACAUGCGCAUCUCCAACCAACAGCAGCAGCGCGACGAGGAUUACGACAUCAACCGCACGCUGACCAACGCUCCAGCCGGACUGAACGAGCCAGAAUCACCGGGUGUUGCUGCCAAGCUUCCCAACGAAGAGGAAGACGCCACAUUGUACAAGUACAGCGACUGGCAGUGCCGCGUCUACCUCAUGCUGGACACCUUGGCGGACCGCGACAUGUGGCUCAACGAGCUGGUCGCCAGCACUGUGCCGAGCGCAGAGUUUGCUCGGUUCCGCGAGCGUCAGCGCAAAAUGUGGAAGACGGCGGAGUUCGAGCAUGCCACGGAGUCAUUGCGCCAGUCUGGCAAGCAGCUGCAGAUGGUAGCCGCCCAGGCGCUGUCUACGAUGUCGGCAGCGCACAAUGAUAACGCAAAGAAGGUGUUCACGGACUCUGUCGGCCGCCGCGUCGGCCCCGUGUCCCUCGUCCUUGCACCCGCUGCUGAGCAGGACUUUAGCGGCGCCACGCUGACAAACUCUGCCACCUUCAACUAUACCGCAGCCGGUAACAAUGGUGGCAGCAAGGUUAGUGAUAACAAAAAGCAGCAGCUGCUUGAUGCCAAUGUCUGUAGAACCGUGGCCAUGGCAUUUGGCAAACCAGCGACCUUCAGUUUGUCCGUUGUACCGCCUGCCGGAAGCCUCAUGCAGGCGGCGCAGAUGCCGGCGAAGAAGAAGUUGCGUGCCCGUCGUCGUUCAAGCAGCGUCGCGGAUCUGCGCAAGAGCUACGAUACGAGUGAUACGCUGAACGGUGGUUACUCAUCGGACGAUGAUGUUAGGCAAGCUGCUGUUGUUGCUUCGCCACCUGCGCUUUAUAGCAGGCAGUCAAAAUUGUCCAAGAUGUCUCGCCGCGAGUCGGCUGAUAGCAUGAUGGUCGUAGAGGUUGUGGGCGAGGCUAUGGAGCGCCGGGCGGGCACAGUUAGUCGCCGCUUCCUUUUUGUCUGGAAUGUCAAUGUUAUUUAAGGAAAAAAGCUGUAAUUUAUGAUAAUGCCCGCAUUAUUUAAUUUUUUCUUUCCUUUUUUUAUAUUUUCAUUGCACAUUUUGGCAUUUUCUCGAUUUAAUUAUUUUCACUUUUCCACUUUUCCCACUUUUUUUUUUCAAAAACUAUUAAAAACAA